Messenger RNA from Medioppia subpectinata, 722 nucleotides. The record is from the annotation of a GenBank genome assembly. NCBI's taxonomy places the organism in Eukaryota, Metazoa, Arthropoda, Arachnida, Sarcoptiformes, Oppiidae.
CCCAAAAAAAAAGAGGGAUUUUGUCACUAAAAUAUCCUAUUGAGCAUGGUAUUGUCACCAACUGGGAUCACAUGACUAUGAUAUGGCGUCAUACCUUUUACAAUGAGCUUAGAGUAGCACCAGAAGAGCAUCCUAUUCUCUUGACAGAAGCACCAUUGAAUCCAAAGGCAAACAGAGAAAAGAUGUUGGAAAUAAUGUUUGAGACAUUCAAUGUGCCAUCCUGGUAUCUUCAAAUACAGGCGGUUCUCUCACUAUAUGCUUCAGGACGUACGACAGGUAUUGUGUUUGAUUCGGGUGAUGGUGUUUCCCAUGUGGUUCCAAUCUAUGAGGGCUACAGUCUUCCUCAUGCAGUAAAGCGAAUUGACUUGGCUGGUCGUGAUAUUACAGAAUAUCUUAGAAAAAUCCUCACAGAGUCAGGUGCAGUCCUUACAACCACUGCAGAAUCAGAAAUUGUCAGAUCAAUGAAAGAAAAGCUCUGCUAUGUCUCCCUUGAUUAUGAAAAUGAGCUUAAGAACAAUACAGAGGAAGUUGAAAUCCAGGCUGAAGUUACAAAGUUGGCACCAUCUACUAUUUCAGUGAAAGUUAUUGCACCGGCAGAAAGAAAGUAUUCUGUUUGGAUUGGUGGAUCUAUCCUUGCAUCAUUAAGCACAUUCCAGCAUAUGUGGGUUUCUAGAGAAGAGUACAAUGAGUAUGGUCCAAGUGUAGUUCACAGAAAAUGCUUC